AUGAAAUGGAGGCUCACGUACGGUGUUCUGUGUGAUAAGAAUGUGCUACAAAAACUUAAAGAUAAGUUCUAUAGAGCUGUGGUGAGACCGACUAUGUUGUAUGGGGCGGGAUAUUGGCCAGCCAAGAACUCCCAUGUACAGAAGAUGAAGGUGGCUGAAAUGAGGAUGCUGAGACGGAUGUGCGGACAUACCAGGUUAGAUAGAAUUAGAAAUGAAGUUAUCCGGGAUAAUAUGGGUGUGGCCUGUCUGGAGGACAACGUGCGGGAGGUGAGACUUAGAUUGUUCGGGUAUGUGAAGAGGAGAGGCAUUGAUGCUCCGGUGAGGAGGUGUGAAAGGCUGGCGUUGAAGUGCCUACGAAGAGGUAGAGGCAGGUCGAAAAAGUAUUGGAGAGAGGUGAUUAGGCAGGAUAUGGCGUUGCUCCAACUGACCGAGUACAUGACCAUGGAUAAGAAGGUGUGGAGGUUGAGAUUAAAG
Molecule: messenger RNA, 474 nt
Organism: Nicotiana tabacum (common tobacco)
Lineage: Eukaryota; Viridiplantae; Streptophyta; Magnoliopsida; Solanales; Solanaceae
Source: RefSeq, a predicted model, not a curated record